Molecule: messenger RNA, 2289 nt
Organism: Pochonia chlamydosporia 170
Lineage: Eukaryota; Fungi; Ascomycota; Sordariomycetes; Hypocreales; Clavicipitaceae
Product: (trans)glycosidase
Exons: 7
Coding region: 1-2289 (762 amino acids)
Source: RefSeq, a predicted model, not a curated record
AUGUACAGAAUCGGUCACACAGAGCCGUGGACGACAGCAGAGCAGGAAGCAAAAGCCAAUAGCAUCAUCGUACUAGCACCGCAAGUCAGUGAUCUUGGCAAGAAGUCCGCCAGUCUAAAUGACUAUCUCGAAGAUUUGAAUCGCGAUCUUAAAGUACGACUUCUGUCCGACAGCGCAAAUGCAGAAGUCACAUCAUGGCUGGUAGAAACUCCAGUUGCACCAGCGCCCGGAGAAUUUCCACACAUGGAGCAAGUCAUGUUGGGGCAACCGUUUGGCGGCAAGUUUCUGAGGUGGUUUGGUAUUUCUCGGAACAAGAAGUCCUGGAUGGCUCCUCGACAAGGCAAAAGUUACUUCAAGAUUGAUGUUUCAGCAAUAUUUUGCUCGUUCCUAAAUGCCCGUGGUCAGCAUCUUCAAGUUCUUGGACUUAGUGGCCUUGAGAAUGUUAUGACCGUUUUCGGUGACAAUAAUGAGGGUGCACUGAUGAUAAAGAUUCGCAAUGAACGCCCCUUUCCAGGUUACGGAAGAGUCAUUGUCAGUGUUGGAGAUGACUUUGACAGAGCUCUAGAGAGCACUAUGCAACAAGCAAGGGCAAUAUUUAGAUCCGUGGAGCUGCCAAAUCCUGAGGCUGGGGAUCGGAUGAGCUCAGGUGUCGAGCGAAGCUGGGCUGACCAGUGGCUUAACGGGCUGCUUUACAGACCCCCAGUUAAUGACGGCAAGCUGCUCACCGCAGAAGGGAUUGCGGCAUCUUUGGAUACUCUGACAUCUAAAGGAAUCAAUCUCAGUGGCGUCAUACUACCCGACGCCUGGCAAAACGUCGAUCAUAGUAAACCCAGUCGCUACCAUGCCGGUCUGGUAGAUUUUGAGGCCGACACUACCUCGCUCAAGUUAGGGCUGAAAGAUAUCAUCAGCAAUAUCAAAACAAAACACCAAUCCAUUCGACAAGUUAUCCUCAGCCACCCGAUUUUCGGACACUGGGGCGGCAUAUCGUCAAAUGGGCGCCUCACGGAAAAUUAUGCAACCAUACCGGUGGAGAGAUCGGAGGCUAUUCAGCCAGGAGAGAAUAUCAACCUCACCAUCCCACUGAUCGCCCCGGAAGAUAUUAAAAGGUUCUAUCACGACUAUUAUAGCUUCCUAUCUUCCUGCAACAUUACAUCCGUCCAAGCCGAUGCAGUCUAUUUGCUAGAGACUCUUUCCUCAGCAAGUUCGCGUUGCUCCAUAGCAGACCGAUACCUUGAUGCUCAACAUGCUGCUGCACAAGUCAACUUUAAUGAGCACAGCCUGGUCAGCAUGUCCUUGGCACCUUGCGCUCUGUUUCAUACACUCAAGGUCUCCGAGACAGACAGAAAGCAAGUCGUUCGAAAUAGUGCCGCGUUUCCGAAUCACAAGGAGUACAUUUUUGUCAACGCACACAACGCAAUCCUUUCCGCGGCCGUCGGCAAUAUCCCAGAUUGGGGUCCAAUAGAAAGUACUAGCGAGCUCGGUGCCUUCCACAUAGCUGCGAGGAAUAUUUCCGGUGGUCCAUUGCAAAUCAGUUCAUUUGAUGGCUCAGAUGAAGAUGACAUGCGGCUAGUGCAACAAGUAUCGGGAUCAACAGGGUUGAACAAAACCGUAGUCCUUCGACCUACUGGGUUGGGCAGAGCGAUCAAUCCGUACAUCGCCCGUGAGGAUAAUGCGCUUCUGAAAAUUGGAAACACACAUGACACAGAAUUCUCAACUAUUUCUUUUCUUGGGCUCUUUAAUACUGCAGACCAGACGGCGACAGAGCUCAUCAGGCUCCAGGAUUUCCCAAGAGUGAACCCCCAACAGAAGUAUAUCAUCAAAACAUCGUCUUCAGGUGUCAUCAGCAACUUCGAGAAUGGCGAUAGUUCAUCCUCGCUGCUGGUGCAUCUUCAGCCCUCAAAAUUUGAAGUUUUGUCCGCCUGUCCAUUGAAAGAAAUCUCUCAGGCAGGCGCUAAAAGCAAUUUCCAAGUCGCUGUCCUCGGCCUCCAGGGGAAGUUGAUUGGUGCUACCGCAAUAAUGAGUAGCGCCUACGAGCUCGAAGACGGCCAACUCUGCGUCAAAGCUGUGCUGAAAAGCCUCGGCAUAUUAGAAUUUUACAUUUCAAACCUUUCGCAACGAACAAUCGACGAAAGCAAGAUGAAACUUCGAAUUCAAGGCAAGAAACUCUCUUCAUGUCCAUUCGUCGUCGACGUGACACGGCGAGUGCUCAGCGUAGACUUGGAGUACAUUUGGAAGACGGAGAAGAUUGAGAGCAAAACAGAUGAGAUAUAUGUAGAGUUACUUAUCUAA